AUGAAUUGGUGUCUUACCAGACAUCUGAUCCGGAAGACUUGGGAUAAAUUAUCUGGCGUGGCGGACUCGCUGCAGGGCCUGCAGGGGCUCAUGAACGAGUGUGGUGCAAUGGGAGAGGCCCUGGGGCUUAGUUUCAGUUCGCACAAGUCUGGGCUGAUGGCCUUUGGGGCAGCAGAGGAAAACGGGACCGCCAACCUGUCCAUUCAAGCCAAUCCUGUACCUUGGGUGGACCACUACAAAUAUCUGGGUGUAAACCUACAGAAGGGACACCACUACCUCCUAGAGCACGAGACGAAGGUCAAGGCGAAGAGCAGGAAGAACAAGGGCAUAGCAACGGCCAGGGCCCUCUGGGGAUAUAACCGAUACGAGGUAACCCGAGCGGUCUGGAAGAUGGUGGCGGUGCCGGGGCUCACUUUUGGCAACUCAGUGUUGUGCCUGUCAUCAGGUACCAGGCAAUACCUCGAGGUCCGACAGAGGGAGGUGGGAAGGACGGCACUGGGAGCAAGCCGAACAGCACCGAACGAAGCCGUCCAAGGAGACAUGGGCUGGUCCGGUUUUGAGGCCAGGGAGGCCCGAGCCAAGCUGGACUUCGAGCGACGCCUCAGCCGGAUGAGCGAAGAGCGUUGGGCCAGACAGGUCUUCAAGUAUGUACAUCUUCGGUCCGUCCCAACCCGGUGGGUGCGACGGACGCGCCAGCUGGCACAGCGAUACGAGGUCAACGGCCCACUCCUCUACCCAGCCGCGGAGCAGCCGGAACUGCAGCAGAGCAUCCGCACGAGGGUGAUCGAGAGCGAGACACGGCGAUGGGCGGAAGCGGCACGUCUGAAACCAGCGCUGGCCCUGUAUGCCAGAGAGAAACAGGAGGUGAAGCGAAUACCUUUCAUGGACAACAGCAAGGGCAGUGCACUGCUUUCGGACGCCCGAGGCGGCAUGCUGCGGACCCGCGUUUUCCGCGCGAAGUACAUGGACAUGGAAGUGAAGUGCGUCAUGUGCGCGCAGGGAGCAGACGAGACGGCGGAACACGUCAUACUGGAAUGCACGGGUAUAAAGCCGGACGUGACGUACGAACCAGACAUGGCGGUGGCGCUGGGUUUCCGGGGCGUUGACGAACAGUACGACGCCGACAGCUCGCAGCAAGUGGAGGUGACAAAGAGGAGACUGGAGUGUUGGUGGAGGAGAGCAAAAGAACACAACUACGUUUUUGGCUAGUGUAGCUACUAGCCAGGCUAGAUCCAGCGCUGCUGAGAUCCCCCG
Molecule: messenger RNA, 1254 nt
Organism: Ixodes scapularis (black-legged tick)
Lineage: Eukaryota; Metazoa; Arthropoda; Arachnida; Ixodida; Ixodidae
Exons: 3
Coding region: 1-1209 (402 amino acids)
Source: RefSeq, a predicted model, not a curated record